AUGUUACACGAUGCAAAUGAUAAUUUUGGUUUUGGCGAUAUGUGGUAUCAUGGCUUUAGAAAUAAUUGUAUAGUUGAACAAAACAAUAUGCUACGAGAUUCAUCGUAUAUACGAUCCGCAAUUUUCGAUAAUACCAGGUCAUCGUUUAUGGAUAAUAUGGCAUUAUUUGGUGAUUAUGAUCAUUCAAUUUUCACUAGUCUCAAUCAGAAUAUAUCUAAUCAGAAUAUAUCAGAUAAUUUAUCUAAUCAUCAUUAUCAUCAUAAUAAUCAGUUCAAUAGUAAUUUGCCACAGGAGCAUAUUUUGAGCAACUUUAGUGCAAUGAAUGCUUGUAUGCAAGCGUGCAAUGAUGCUUCCAUGAGGAACACUUUGGCAUUUUCACGAACAAAUAAUAUAUCUUCAUCGACUACUGCAUCUCACAAUGAUUUACCCGUUGUAACCACCUCAUCUGCUCGAUAUAAUAUUUUUCCAAGCAGCGCAUCACCUCGACCAUCGCCUAUGCAAUCCAAAGAACUAUUGCAAGCUUAUGCUUCGUCAUAUUUGGCUCCAGAAUCCACGAAUGAAUUAAAUACAAGAGAAAAAUGCUCGAAUAUUUCAUCCUUCACAUUAAAUUCGAACAAAUGGAAUAAUGGCAUACAAACUUGCCAAGUUUGCCUAGCAGCUGCCUCAAAUGGUUUACAUUUCGGUGCUAAAACAUGCGCAGCAUGUGCAGCAUUUUUUAGGUUCCUAUUUGUUUUGUCAGAUUUAUAA
Dracunculus medinensis (Guinea worm) is the source of this 747-nucleotide messenger RNA. Lineage: Eukaryota; Metazoa; Nematoda; Chromadorea; Rhabditida; Dracunculidae. The record is from the annotation of a GenBank genome assembly.